AAUCAAGGGUUUGCAAAUGGGAAUGUCGAGCGGAUCAAGCAGCAAAAAUGGCGGACCUGGAAGCAGUUUUAGCCGAUGUUUCCUACCUUAUGGCGAUGGAAAAAUCCAAAUCCACGCCAGCAGCAAGAGCCAGCAAGAAGAUAGUCCUCCCAGAUCCAUCAGUUUAUCAUGUUAUGCAUAAAUAUCUCAGUGAAAGAAACGAAGUUACAUUCGACAAGAUUUUCGACCAGAGACUAGGUUAUCUUCAAUUUAAAGAAUUUUGUCAAACACAGUGCGAUGAACCGGUUCCUCAACUGGAUUUCUAUGAAGAUAUAAGAGAAUAUGAGAAGUGCCAGUCUCAGGAAGAUAAACUCAAACUGGCAAGGAAUAUCUUUGACCAGUACAUCAUGUGUGAAUUACUGGCUUGCUCUCAUUCAUUCUCAUUCAGUGCUCUUCAGCAUGUGCAAGUACAUAUUACUAAAAAAGAGUUGCCAUCAAAUUUAUUUGAGCCUUAUAUGCUUGAAAUACGAGAUAGUCUGAGAGGUUCUAUUUUCCAGAAAUUUCUGAAAAGUGACAGAUUUGUGAGGUUCUGUCAGUGGAAGAACCUAGAGCUGAAUAUUAAUCUUACAAUGAAUGACUUCAGCGUACAUAGAAUUAUUGGUAGAGGUGGAUUUGGAGAGGUCUAUGGCUGCAGGAAAGCUGACACUGGAAAAAUGUAUGCAAUGAAAUGCUUAGACAAAAAGAGAAUUAAGUUAAAACAGGGUGAAACUCUUGCAUUGAAUGAAAGGAUAAUGCUGUCAAUGGUCAACUCCCCCUUCAUUGUGUGCAUGACAUAUGCUUUUCAAACACCUGAUAAACUGUGCUUUGUACUGGAUUUAAUGAAUGGUGGGGAUCUACACUACCAUCUCUCACAACAUGGCGUUUUUGAUGAAAGUGCUGUUCGAUUUUACGCUUCUGAAAUCAUCCUCGGACUUCAACACAUGCAUGAAAGAAAGAUAUGCUAUAGAGACUUAAAACCUGCCAACAUAUUGUUGGACGAACAUGGACACGUACGGAUAUCAGAUUUGGGUCUGGCUUGUGACUUCUCGAAAAAAAAACCUCAUGCAAGUGUCGGUACUCAUGGGUACAUGGCACCAGAAGUGCUUAAAAAAGGAGAGGCGUAUGACUCGUGUGCUGACUGGUUCUCACUGGGAUGUAUGUUGUUUAAGCUGCUUGUAGGACACAGUCCCUUUCGACAGCACAAGACAAAAGACAAACACGAGAUUGACAGAUUAACCCUUACUUAUGAUGUGGAAUAUCCAGAAACAUUUACAGAAGAGAUGAAAGGAGUACUGGCAGGAUUGCUUGAAAGGGACGUGCCAAACAGACUCGGCUGCAUGGGCAGAGGAGCGCACGAAGUCAGAGAACAACCUUUCUUUAAGGAUGUAGAUUGGAAGCUAGUUGAAUAUACUAAGUAUCCUCCUCCAUUGAUCCCACCACGAGGAGAAGUCAACGCUGCAGAUGCAUUUGAUAUCGGUUCCUUUGAUGAAGACGACGUUAAGGGGAUCAAGAUGUCCGAGAACGAUCAGGAAAUUUACAAAGAUUUUAAUCUCGUUGUUUCUGAAAGAUGGCAAGCUGAAAUUGCAGAAACCGUUUUUGAGGUUGUUAAUCAGGAGCACGACAAGAUGGAGGCAAAGAAAAAGACAAAACAUCAAAAUUCUAUCACAGAAAUGGCCGAGGAUGGCGAUCGCCUUCUUGAAGGAUAUUUGUACAAACUUGGCGGACCUUUCAUGAACAGUUGGCAAAAAAGAUACUUUCACUUAUUCCCAAACAGACUGGAAUGGAGAGGAGACCAGAUGAACUCUCCCAGCCUUCUGUGCAUGGAGAAUAUAACUGGAGUAGAAGAAACACACGUUAAGGGAUUCAAAUGCAUUAAAGUCAGUACGCUUGUCAAAGACAACAGAGAUCACUUGUUAAGAGCUGAGACGGAAACAGAAUUUCAAGAAUGGUUAAAGGAGAUCAAGCAGUCUUUCCAACAGGCUCAAGUAAUGCUGCGAGCAGGCUUCAAAAUCAUAGGAACAGGCCACCAACGUUACGUCACGCAAUACAGUAAGGAAGAAAAUGGGCCAAUUUCACCGUGAUCUUUCACGGAAUACCGGUAGCCUUAUGUAAAUACGUAGAAAUGAGGCUAAGCGAGUCCGCAGUUUAGUAAUCAGCAGUCACUUUGCUGUAAAAAUUCGGACUAGAGCACGUGAUGAGAUAGAAUAUGCACAUGCGCAGUGCAUGCGUUUGUCUUUAUCACGCGUGCUUCUUAUUGACUAAAUUAUUGCGCAGCUCUACGCGACGGAAGAAUUUAAUAUGGAUGAUAAAAAGGCUGACAUGUUUGCUUCUAUUUUCUGGAUUCAAAUUCCGUGACAACUUUUCGAAUUUGCAUGACAUUGAUAGUUUAAAUGGUAAUGUGUCGUGUCCGUGAGAAUGUCACGCUGUUUUUAAUCCAUAAAUUUUAGAAGCACGUGAUUAAGACGAUUUCUCGUGCAUUCGCAGUAUAGCAGAAGCGUCGAAUAGUUUCUUAGUGCGCAUGAUCGAAAUGUUGUCUUUCUCGAUCCCUACUGUAAAUUUAGGUUUGAAUGAUUUUGUAUGAUUGUAAAUCUACUGUUCUUGCCCUCUAGAUUUCCUUUCCAUUGACCCAAACAUUCUAUAUUCUUACAACCUUAAAACUCCUUCCAACCCUGUUGUAGAUAUACACUCAUACUAAAGUUUUCGAUGUACGUUCUUAGUUGUCAUCACAGAAGUCCCGAAAUACCUCGUCUGUGUCGAUAACUGAGGGCUUAUUGAAAGUAAAACCCUGUAAGAUAACGUCUGUUGCAAUGUACAAAGUGCUAUUGUAGAAGGCUGGUUGGGGAUAUAAUUUGGUUAAUAUUGUAGAUACGUUCGAGAUAGCCAAGGCAAAAGACGACUAUUUGUCACGUGCUUAAGAUUUCGCCUUUAAUACUAAAUCUGGCUUCAUGUCCGAUCUGUGCAUGCGCGGAUAUUUUUAUGAUUAUUUCUUAAGUCAAAAAAAUGUUGGCUAAAAACUCCGUAAUACUCCGUAAUCAUGCUCACCAGUUGGUUAGAUGGACUAUUGCGUGACGUGACAAAUAAAUUGUCACAUAAGCUCUUCGCUCAAUAAUGUGACCGUUCGUGAAAGCUUAUUGUUGAACUUAACAACAGUUUUAAGAAUUUAAGAGCGAGUUUUUACGAACCCCCAUUUGGCAAUUAUUUCAACCUUUAAGUAUUACCUUCCGGGCGCACGUGCAAAUGUGGAUGGUGAAAUUUUACUCACGUGACUAUCAAAGUAUGCAUUGUUCUAUUCUACUGACUCAAGACCCUUACUUAAAAUACCAUUAUAAAUGUACAUCAUAUAAUUAGGAUAAGGCGCAAGUACUUGAAGCGUGGUUACGUUAGAUUAUGGUUCGAGAAUAUUCUUUUGGGGCUCCCUCAUUUUUGUCUGUUUGCCUCCGAAUAUGACAUCAAAUAUUGUUAGUCUUUUCUUUUUAUCAUGGGGUAAGAAUCAUAAAGAGCUUCAAAGGAUUGGUCAUUGAAAAACAAGAAUGGUUUGAGGACGUGAAUUUCAUUUCCGACAUUCCAAGUAAGACUGGUAACGAAUACGACCAUCAUGGCGCUAUGAAAAUGAAUUUAUUGACUGCUGCAUAAUAGAAAAUGUUCUGGUUUCUUAUGUUUGGCGCAUUUGUUACCAAUCUUGAAAGAAAAAAACGGAUUUCCAUUAUUCUGCUUGGCAUUGUUUUGCAUGUAAACUGCAACCGCAACGUUUCAUGUUGUUCAGCAUUCUCGUAUUGGCCAUUUCGAGGUUGAGGAAAAACUGGGUCGAGUUGGUUUUGCAGUGCAACGUGGGAUUGUUUUAGGAGACGCAUUUCCAAAAUGAUGACUAUUUUUUCCCUUAUGCCAACUCGACCCAAGUUACUUUGAAACUAAAAUUUAUGCCUUCAUGGUUGCAAUCACAUCCGAGAAAAAAGCUAGACACACCACGCGCACAGUUUACCAUGUCGUGAUCUAUGACGUCACUAAUGGACAAAUUCAAACCGUCUCCUAUAAAUGACCUCUUCUUUGAUGUUAAAUCAUUUUAAAAUGUUCUUGGCAUAAAGUGAACGAAUUCCAGUGUAUAAUGGUCAAAUAGUGUUUUUAAGAAUCCGAAAUAACUGAGUUAUGAAAUGCGAUUAUCAGUACUCUUUGGGGAAGGGAGGAAAGAUUUAUGGAAUCCAUCUACGAAAUUAUUAUUAAGAAACAUAUUUAGUAAAUUGAAAGAGUAAGUUGAAACAGCCAAAAAUAUAUGGUUAUUAAUAUUAUUAUAAUUAUAUUGAUAUUAUUGAUAGAGCUAUGCUUAAUCGUUUACGUUCACUUCCUUGAAACCUACAGGAUAAUUAAUCUACUUUAAGUAAUUAACUAAUAUUUUAAUGAUUUGUUCCUUUAAAUGUACAUUUUAUGUUCUUUAAUCAGAUGGAGUAAGAGUUCGAGUAUUUUGUAUGUAGUAUUGUAGGGGUGGGAAGUGGAUAAGAACCAAUUGUUUGUGGUAUAUUCCUUUUA
Molecule: messenger RNA, 4539 nt
Organism: Actinia tenebrosa (Australian red waratah sea anemone)
Lineage: Eukaryota; Metazoa; Cnidaria; Anthozoa; Actiniaria; Actiniidae
Product: G protein-coupled receptor kinase 3
Biological process (GO): protein phosphorylation; regulation of signal transduction; G protein-coupled receptor signaling pathway
Molecular function (GO): ATP binding; G protein-coupled receptor kinase activity; G protein-coupled receptor binding
Source: RefSeq, a predicted model, not a curated record